AUGAAGACCAGCUCGGCUGCUCUGGGCCCGCCCACAGUGAGCAUCACUGCCCUGGACUUUGGCAAUGUUGAGUCGGUGAACCAGGUCCAUGUGGCCAUAGUCGGCGCCGGCCCCCGUGGAACCAGUUCGCUAGAACGUCUAUGCUCGUCGGCAUCCGAGUUCCUCGGAGCGUCCGGACGGCUCACCGUCCACGUUAUAGACCCGUCCCCUCCAGGCCCGGGCAUGGUAUGGCGCAGAGACCAGUCAGCCCAACUCCUGAUGAACACAGUCACCUCCCAGGUGACGCUGUUCACGGAUGAUAGUGUCGUCUGUGCCGGCCCCAUUCGCCCCGGCCCAAGUCUGCAUGACUGGGCAAGGAAGGCUGAGCCGGACCUGGGACCGGACGACUACGCCACCCGUUCACAGUAUGGCGGUUACCUGGAAUGGGUCUUUGGCGAAGUGGUUCGGAGAGCACCCCCCAACGUCAGGGUCGAGGUACACGCUACGCUGGCCGUCCGCCUGAACGAUGCCAUUGACGGCACUCAGACCCUUGCCCUGUCCAACGGUGACGUCCUGUCAGGCCUUGCGGCGGUUGUCCUGGCCCAGGGUCAUCUUCCUCUCCGUAUGGACCCUGAGCUGCAGAGGCUGACCAGCUAUGCGGCCGAGAAUAAGCUGCGCCACUUCGCCCCCAACAACCCGGCCGAUCUUGAUCUCUCGGUCAUCCAGCCGGGGGAGUCGGUCUUGCUCCGCGGUCUGGGGCUCAACUUCUUUGAUCACAUGGCCUUGCUGACCACCGGACGCGGCGGACGCUUCGUCACCUCGUCCAAAGGCGGACUCGUCUAUCUUCCCUCGGGCGAUGAGCCGCACAUGUAUGCUGGCUCACGUCGUGGGAUUCCGUAUCACGCCCGCGGCGACAAUGCCAAAGGUGCAUUCGGCCGUCAUGUGCCUCUCGUCUUGACGGAAGACGUCAUCGCCAACUUCCACAAGCGCGCACAUGCCGGCGACGCCCCGGACUUUUUGAAAGAAGUCUGGCCCCUCGCGGCCAAGGAGGUGGAAGUGGUGUACUAUGAGGCGGUGCUGCGGGCACGGCAGAAGGGAGUUUCCAUGGCGAGUGCGCCGUUCAAAUUCCGCCAACGCUUUCUGGCUGUUCCUCACGAAAGCCGCCAGGAAGCGCAGCUCCUCGAGGAGUUUGGAAUUGCCAAGACGGAGAGAUGGUCCUGGGAACGCAUCCAGCGGCCUCAGGGCAACCGCGUAUUCUCCACUGCCGGUGCAUGGAAGACAUGGCUGCUCGAGUACCUGAGACAGGACGCCAAGGAGGCGUCCCUGGGCAACGUCGACGGGCCCCUGAAAGCGGCCCUCGACGUCAUGCGUGAUAUACGCAACGAGCUGCGCCUCGUUGUGGACCACAACGGUGUAAAGGGGUCAUCGUACAGGGACCACCUGGACCGUUGGUACACGCCGCUCAACGCCUUCCUGUCCAUCGGGCCGCCUCGUCAGCGCAUCGAGCAGAUGGUUGCCCUCAUGGAGGCCGGCGUGCUGGACGUCCUGGGGCCGCGGAUGCGCGUACAGGCCGGGGAUGGCGUCUGGAUAGCCUCCUCGCCUGAGAUCCCGGGCUGGACGGUGCGAGGCACGACGCUCAUCGAGGCCAGGCUGCCGGAGCCCAACCUGCGGCACACUGCCGACGAGCUCUUGUCUCAUCUGCUCAAGACGGGCCAGUGCCGGCCGCACGUCCUCGAUGGCUACGAGACGGGGGGCAUCGACAUCACAGGCAGCCCCUACCGGCUCGUGGAUGCCCAGGGGCGAGCGCAUCCCAGACGAUUUGCCGUUGGCGUGCCUACAGAAGGGGUCCAUUGGGUCACGGCUGCGGGAGCUCGUCCUGGAGUCAACUCGGUCACUCUGACGGAUACUGACGCCGUAGCCCGGGCCGCGCUGCAUGCAGCCCGAUCCGAGAUGGACAAGGGCUGCGAACCUGCUCUGCAGACUAGUUCGUUACCAAUGGCCAUUGUGGCAUAG
Messenger RNA from Metarhizium album ARSEF 1941, 1992 nucleotides. RefSeq lists its product as uncharacterized. Bases 1 to 1992 code for a protein of 663 amino acids. The record is from RefSeq and is a predicted model, not a curated record. NCBI's taxonomy places the organism in Eukaryota, Fungi, Ascomycota, Sordariomycetes, Hypocreales, Clavicipitaceae. The transcript has a single exon.